Plutella xylostella (diamondback moth) is the source of this 645-nucleotide messenger RNA. RefSeq lists its product as uncharacterized. NCBI's taxonomy places the organism in Eukaryota, Metazoa, Arthropoda, Insecta, Lepidoptera, Plutellidae. The record is from RefSeq and is a predicted model, not a curated record.
UCACAGAGUCAACGCUAUCGGACGAGGUCGAAGUGUUCGACCUAUUUACUAUUUCGCUAUAGACAUAAUAAACCGACCUGCUUGGCUGAAUGACGCGUGUGCAUUGUUUUCGUGCGAAAUUUAAAAAGUAAAUCUUGGAUUUUGAUUGGUUGUUGAAUUUGGCGGGAAAGUGUGUUUUAUCGAUGUUUGGAAUGUUAUAAGUUUUUGUUUUAAAACUUUGUGAAGUUUACGUCUUUGGAUAAGGUGUUAUCAGAAGAGUGUGGUGUGGGUGUUAUCUAAGUUAAACACCUAAACCCUACGAUGGAUGCAGAAAGACAGCCUCUUCUAUACCCUGGGACAGGGGAAACUAGGAAUCGACGAUACAGAGCACUAUCCUACGAAGAAGUACAAUCGGCGCGUCAAGAAGUCCACUGGCGAAGGAGUCGCUGCCUCCUCCAGUUCUUAUUCUGGGGAGUCAUGGCCAUGUGCCUGGCCACCAUCAUCUUCAUUCUGGCCACAUCGACCUGCCAUGACACGGAGUCUAGGGUUGUCACUGCGGUGCCCCCGGUCCAUAUGACGUUUGCGCCGCUGAUCACGCAUGGGAAAGCCCUGAAUGAUAUUUAUGAGUCGUAUGCUAUGUAGGUGGAUGACAGGGAUAAAAAUGAG